Striga hermonthica is the source of this 1798-nucleotide messenger RNA. The record is from the annotation of a GenBank genome assembly. Lineage: Eukaryota; Viridiplantae; Streptophyta; Magnoliopsida; Lamiales; Orobanchaceae.
AAGCCAGGAGGAGGACGUGUCUAGUCAUGGAGAUGGAGGAGAUGUGAGGGAUCGGGCGAUGGAGAGAAUGGCGGAGCAGUUGCGCCAGUUGCAGGACAAGGUCGAAGGGAGGCAGAACAGGAGGGCGGGAGGACACCCUUUCUCGAGGGAGAUUUUGACUGCACCUUUGCCGAAUAAUUUCUGGGAGACCAAUUUGGUGUUUGAUGGGUCAUCUGACCCGUCAAGGCAUGUGAGAACUUUUGGAAAUAUGGAGGUGUUGCAUGGAUAUUCUGAUUCUGUGUGUUGCAAGGCUUUCUUAUCGACCUUGCUGAGAGAAGCACUCGACUGGUUUCAUCAGUUACCCUCGGGGUCGAUUGCUGAUUUCGAGGAUUUUUCCAGUAAGCUCACCAAUCAGUACUCGAGCGCAGUGGCUCAGGAGAAAACAUAUUUGACCCUUAUGGCGAUGAAGCAAGGGGAGAAAGAAUUGUUGAGAAAGUAUGUGGCUCGAUACAAUCAAACAUGUUUGGAGACCCCUGCUCGAUCGUAUGAGGAUGUGUUGAAGAGGUGUAAGAAAUAUAUCAAUCUGGAGGAGAUGGAGGCAGAGUUUGCCAAGCUGGAGGGAGUUGCUCGACCAGAGCCGAAGAAGGGGAAGAGCCCACCGAAAGGGUGGUCAACCAGAAGGGGUUCGCCCAGGCGGGGCGGACCGAAGGGGGUAUCGCCCAGGAGAGAUGGGCAAGAUUCGAAGCAAGCAAAGCUGGAUGAUCGAUGGCAGGGGAGGCCAUUGUUAUUCGAGCGGCAUAGGUAUUACAAUUUCACACCUUUGAGGAAAGACGUGGGGGAGGUGCUCGAGGUGAUGGAGCAGAAGAUGGAGAGCGAGGAUGUGAUGUGGCCGAAGACGAGGUUUACGGAUCCAUCUCGUCCCAAGUCGAACCUUUAUUGUCGGUUCCAUAGGGAUUAUGGCCAUACCACGAAGAAUUGUAGGCAUUUGAAGGAUGAGAUUGAGCGAUUAAUUCGAGCAGGGCACUUGAAGGAGUUUUUGUAUCAUGAUAGAGGAAAAAGGAAAGGAAAGAGGAGGUGUCGAGAGGAUUCGGAGGAGAGAAGCGAUCGAGAUAAGGAGAGGGACGAUGAGUCGAGAAGAGGAAGAGAUGGUCGAGGGAUGAAGCAGAGGCGGGGGACGGAGAUAAAGGAGGGCGAGGAGAUGAGGCACCAUUGGAAAGGGGGACGAUCUAUAUCAUUUCAGGAGGGUCGACAGAUGGUGACUCAAAUAAUGUCAGGAAGGAGCAUGCUCGAGCGUCGGUGGCCACAACUCUUUAUGGUUUUAAUGGGCGAAGUAAUACCGAUGGACGAGGUAACUUUGCCGGCUGCGUUGGAAUCAGGAGUGAUAAGAAAGGUACGGAUGGUGAGAUUCGUGGUUGUGGGAGCAGAAUCAUCUUAUAAUAUUAUUAUGGGGAGGACGAGCUUGAACGCAUUCCAGGCGGUUGUGUCAACGUACCACAUGACUAUCAAAUAUCCGGUGGGCGAAAAUGUUGGCGAGAUCACAGGGGAUCAACUUAUUUCAAGGAGCUGUUAUCAAACGACAGUGAGUAACAAUAAGCAAUUGGCGAAGAGGCAUGCUAAGUCGAAAGAAGAAGAGAUUAUUCAACCAGGUGGGUCGAGGUCAAAGGAGGAUAAGCAGAGGGUAGAGAAGGGUAAGGAGAAUGUGGAUAUCCAGCCCGGUGGGGAGGUUGAGGAGAUCCAAAUGAUAGAAGGUUGCGAGGAGAGGAAGUUUAGAAUCGAGAAAGAGCUGGAGGAGCCAAUCAGGUCGAGGCUUAUUAGUUUG